AGAGUAUGUUAAAGCUGUUCUUACAAGAUAUUUUUAAGGUUCUGUGAGCUUCAAACUGGACGACUGAUAUUUCAAGGCAUUAUGAGCUUUUGAAGACCUGCUGUCUUGGUUUCCAUUGAAUGUUGAACUAUUUGAACUUUUUACGAAGAUUUCUUGGAAGGUCAGGUAAGUUUUGUUGCCGGCUUGGGAGAUUGAUGUGGUGAAGCUUCGUUUUUGCAAGCGUCUUUUACUUGAUUCUCGACGAUCUCUUAGUUGAAACUUUCUAAGUUUAUAUCAUUUAUUGAUCAACUUUUAUUCUGCUUUGGGUACUGUUGCCAUCCCUUCAUUCUGUAUUUCGUUGAUAGAAAGUGGCCCUACUUUGCAGCUUGGCUUUUACUGUGAGGAAAUUGGGGCAUUUUUGUUGCGGUUUUGUAGUUUUGAGUCUUUGGGAGAACUGAAUUGAUUUACGACGUACGGAGAGCGUCUUCUGCUUCGUAGUCUAUAGAUUUGGAGGUGUCUGAAGUCUUGAGGUUCAUUUGCUACUUGAAAAGCUUCAAAAACUCUUGGAAGUUUUCCCAUUUUCGCCUUUAUUUCCCGAUUGCCUGAUUUCAGAGGUUCCAGGGGUUCUGUGCUUUACUUCCAUGGAUAAGAGAGGAUAUAAGAGCCGUUUAAACCAUAAAAACCUAACAUUGCUUGCCUUGUUUAUGUUCUUCUUUAUUCCUGCCACCCAAGGCCGAGAAGAGAUAACCGAGCAAAUUCCUACGGGUUCCCCAUCUCCAUCUAGGGUUUCCGAUUUUAAGAAUUGUCUUCGGAGGAUAUGCCUCAGCAUUUUGUUUGGAAUUUUAACUGGGUUAUUCUGUGCGGUUCUUUUUGCUUGCUUGGUGCGGCUGGUUCUCCGUUACAUGAGCAGAACCCCAGUUCUCAAAGGCCCUGUGGUCUUCACUCCUAAGAUUGAUCCUAAGACUCUGCAACUGGCUCUCUCAACCGACAAUCACCAGUUGAUUGGGUCCAGCCCUAAUGGAAAGUAUUACAGAGCUGUUCUUGAUGGAGGAAUCGCCUUUGCUGUGAAGAGGCUUGAACCCUUUGAGAAGGGUUGUCCAGAGAUUGAGAGCAAGUCAGUCAAGAGACGAAUUCAGCAAGAACUAGAAAUGUUAGCAGGAUUGAAACAUCGUAAUCUGAUGAGUUUAAGGGCUUAUGUUCGUGAACCAAUUCGCUUGUCUUUGGUGUAUGAUUACAUACCCACUGGUAGCCUUGAAGACGCAAUGAACAGGGUAAGGGAGAACCAGCUCAGGCUCAGCUGGGAAGUUCGGCACAGAAUUGCAGUUGGGGUGAUCAAGGGGCUUCAGCAUCUCCAUUUUAGCUGCAGCCCUAGAGUUCUGCACCACAAUCUGAAGCCCACAAAUAUCAUGUUAGAUCCAGAGUUUGAGCCAUUGCUGUCUGACAUUGGUUUGGCCAAGCUUACUCCCAAUUUGGAUACAAGAGCAUCAGGUUACACUGCUCCAGAGUGUUUCCAGAACUGCAGGUAUACAGAUAAGAGCGACAUCUUCAGUUUUGGAAUAGUAUUGGGGGUUCUGCUAACUGGGAGAGACCCUUUAGAUCCAUUCUUUGGAGAAGCAGUGGGUGGGGGAAGUUUGGGUCGAUGGCUUCGACAUUUGCAGCAAGCAGGGGAGGCACUAGAAGCACUAGAUAAGAGCAUCCUUGGGGAGGAAGGAGAAGAGGAUGAGAUGCUAAUGGCUGUGAGGAUUGCUGUUGUGUGCCUAUCAGAUUUGCCGGCAGACCGGCCUUCAAGUGAUGAGCUUGUUCCCAUGCUCACCCAGCUGCACAGUUUUUGAAGAAAAUGUAUAUGAAAUGAAAAUUUGUGUAAAUUAUUGGCCCCA
Telopea speciosissima is the source of this 1856-nucleotide messenger RNA. RefSeq names its product inactive leucine-rich repeat receptor-like protein kinase CORYNE. NCBI's taxonomy places the organism in Eukaryota, Viridiplantae, Streptophyta, Magnoliopsida, Proteales, Proteaceae. The record is from RefSeq and is a predicted model, not a curated record. Gene Ontology annotation, molecular function: ATP binding; protein kinase activity. The transcript is spliced from 2 exons. Bases 621 to 1811 code for a protein of 396 amino acids. Gene Ontology annotation, biological process: protein phosphorylation.